AUGGGCUUAGGUGGUCUCGACAACGAAGCACUCAGCAAUGCGCCGGCAAGCAAUACUCAGCCAUCCAGCAACCUGACUCCUCUCGACAACGGUGUUGCUGGCUUUCAGCAAUCGCAGACAGAUCCAAUGUCGCAGCUGGAUCCGUUGCCGCCAAACCAGCCAUCUUGGCGCUAUUCGACCCAGCUCUUGCCUUCCCCACAGCCCUCACAAUCGUUGCAAGCCGCACACAUGCAGCCAACAGCAUACGCCAAAAAGAACUUCAUCUGGUCGACCGAAAACACUGUGCGCCUGGUCUCAAUUCUUUUCAACAACCAGACGCGUUCCACGAUCUCACUCUCAGGCUUCGGCAAACAGAAGCUUUCGAUAAACGAGUUCUUUCGACCGACGAGGUUAGGGAGAUUGCGGCUGCUGCGUUCUGUAGGCUUGCACGAUCAGGAAACGCAGCGCAGUGUUGGGAGCCUCAUUCGAUGGACCCAGAAGACGGUCGCUGGACUGCUGGAAUUGAACCGUGAGGUCAUGAAGUUUGCAAGUAAGGGCGAAAGGAACGCAGCAGCCGCUUGGGUUGGCAGAGAACUGGGGACCCCGAAUGCGGCAGGCGCUGGCUACUUGUUGACGGUACUCACGUCAAGCUUGCUGUUGCACCACGGCUGUUGUCCCAGGCGCAUCGCAACUCCGAAGCGAAAAGCGAACUACAGCAUCAACACUUCGGCUAGCAACAUGCGCAAGAAGCCCCGACUCUAUCUUGACGAAGCCGAGCUCAUCUGCGUUGACGCCGGUCACGGACACUCGACUUUCACUCUUCCGGGCAGAGAAGAGUAG
Molecule: messenger RNA, 819 nt
Organism: Mycosarcoma maydis (corn smut)
Lineage: Eukaryota; Fungi; Basidiomycota; Ustilaginomycetes; Ustilaginales
Exons: 3
Coding region: 1-819 (272 amino acids)
Source: RefSeq, a predicted model, not a curated record